This is a messenger RNA of Cebus imitator (Panamanian white-faced capuchin), 4230 nucleotides long. RefSeq names its product Rho GTPase activating protein 44 (gene ARHGAP44). Gene Ontology annotation, biological process: positive regulation of GTPase activity; neurotransmitter receptor transport, endosome to postsynaptic membrane; regulation of actin cytoskeleton organization. The record is from RefSeq and is a predicted model, not a curated record. Gene Ontology annotation, cellular component: dendritic spine; cytoplasm; leading edge membrane. Bases 345 to 2789 code for a protein of 814 amino acids. The transcript has 21 exons. Gene Ontology annotation, molecular function: protein binding; GTPase activator activity. Lineage: Eukaryota; Metazoa; Chordata; Mammalia; Primates; Cebidae.
AGCCAGCCUGCGGAGACUCCCGGGUCCCCGUGCUGGACUGGGACUGGGGGCAGGCAGCCCGGGCGGAGCGGGCCGGCGCCGAGGGCGGCCCCGGGCAUUGCUCUGCCCCGGGCAUUGCGCGGCGCGCGCGAGGGGGAUGCGGCAGGAGGCGGCGCGGCGGGAGGAGGAGUAGGCGGCGGUGCCCUCGGGAGGGAGCUGCGCGCGGGCCAGACGGCUCCCGGAGGCCCCGCAGUGCCGCCGCCGCCGCCCGGGAGGCUCGGCGCGGGAGCCAUGUAACCCUGCGGCGGGCUCCGGGCUGCUCAGUCCUUCCCCAGCUCCCGGGCUAGCGCGGCAGCCGGGCCACGAUGAAGAAGCAGUUCAAUCGCAUGCGCCAGCUGGCCAACCAGACGGUGGGCAGGGCCGAAAAGACAGAAGUUUUGAGUGAAGACCUUCUUCAGGUGGAGAAGCGUCUGGAGCUGGUGAAACAGGUGUCGCACAGCACGCACAAGAAGCUCACCGCAUGUCUGCAGGGCCAGCAAGGGGCAGAGGCUGACAAGCGCUCUAAAAAGUUGCCUUUGACAACACUGGCUCAGUGUCUGAUGGAGGGCUCAGCUAUCCUGGGAGAUGACACACUUCUUGGGAAGAUGCUGAAACUCUGUGGUGAGACCGAGGACAAGCUGGCCCAGGAGCUGAUACAUUUUGAAUUGCAAGUAGAGAGAGACGUGAUUGAGCCUCUGUUUUUGCUGGCAGAGGUGGAAAUCCCAAAUAUCCAAAAGCAGAGGAAACACUUAGCCAAGUUGGUGCUGGACAUGGAUUCCUCACGAACCAGGUGGCAGCAGACUUCCAAGUCUUCAGGUUUGUCCAGCAGCUUACAGCCUGCGGGUGCCAAGGCUGAUGCCCUCAGGGAAGAAAUGGAAGAGGCUGCCAACAGAGUGGAGAUUUGCAGGGACCAGCUUUCAGCUGACAUGUACAGUUUUGUGGCCAAAGAAAUUGACUAUGCAAACUACUUCCAAACGCUAAUAGAAGUGCAAGCUGAAUACCACAGGAAGUCCCUGACACUAUUGCAGGCUGUGUUGCCUCAGAUCAAAGCACAACAGGAGGCCUGGGUGGAGAAACCUUCAUUCGGGAAGCCCCUGGAGGAGCACCUCACCAUCAGCGGCCGGGAGAUCGCCUUCCCCAUCGAGGCGUGUGUGACCAUGCUGCUUGAGUGUGGGAUGCAGGAGGAGGGACUCUUCCGCGUAGCCCCCUCUGCCUCGAAGCUGAAGAAGCUGAAAGCUGCUCUGGACUGCUGCGUGGUGGAUGUGCAGGAGUACUCAGCAGACCCCCAUGCGAUUGCAGGAGCUUUGAAAUCUUACCUCCGAGAGUUGCCAGAACCUCUUAUGACCUUUGAACUCUAUGACGAGUGGAUCCAGGCUUCCAAUAUCCAGGAGCAAGACAAGAAACUUCAGGCUCUAUGGAAUGCUUGUGAAAAGUUGCCCAAGGCCAAUCACAACAACAUCCGAUACUUGAUUAAAUUUUUAUCCAAGCUGUCAGAAUAUCAAGAUGUAAACAAGAUGACUCCCAGUAACAUGGCGAUUGUUUUAGGACCCAACCUCCUAUGGCCACAAGCAGAAGGGAACAUUACAGAGAUGAUGACCACCGUGUCGUUGCAAAUUGUUGGGAUCAUUGAACCUAUCAUCCAGCAUGCAGACUGGUUCUUCCCUGGGGAGAUAGAAUUCAACAUUACUGGCAAUUAUGGGAGUCCAGUACAUGUGAACCAUAAUGCCAACUACAGCUCAAUGCCCUCCCCAGACAUGGACCCCGCUGACCGGCGCCAGCCUGAGCAGGCCCGCCGGCCCCUCAGUGUCGCCACGGAUAAUAUGAUGCUGGAGUUUUACAAAAAGGAUGGCCUUAGGAAAAUCCAAAGCAUGGGCGUGAGGGUCAUGGACACAUCUUGGGUGGCUCGAAGAGGCUCCUCGGCCGGUCGGAAAGCGUCCUGCGCCCCGCCCUCCAUGCAGCCUCCCGCCCCGCCCGCCGAGCUGGCUGCGCCCCUGCCUUCGCCGCUGCCGGAGCAGCCCCUGGACAGUCCCGCGGCCCCCGCGCUCUCUCCAUCCGGCCUGGGCCUCCAGCCCGGGCCCGAGCGCACCAGCGCAUCAAAAAGCAAGGAACUUUCUCCAGGGUCUACACAGAAAGGAAGUCCAGGCUCCAGCCAAGGGACAGCCUGUGCAGGGACGCAACCAGGGCCUCAGCCAGGUGCCAGCCCCAGCCCCAGCCAGCUGCCUGCAGACCAGAGUCCUCACACCCUCCGGAAAGUUUCAAAGAAGCUGGCACCAAUUCCACCCAAGGUCCCCUUUGGCCAGCCAGGGGCUGUGGCAGACCAGUCUGCUGGCCAGCCGUCCCCAGUCAGCCUGUCCCCCACCCCGCCGAGCACCCCAUCGCCCUAUGGACUGAGCUAUCCUCAGGGGUACUCCUUGGCCUCGGGCCAGCUCUCUCCAGCUGCUGCUCCUCCCCUGGCCUCUCCUUCUGUCUUUACAAGCACUUUGACCAAAUCUCGGCCCACUCCUAAGCCCCGACAGAGACCUACUCUGCCUCCUCCUCAGCCUCCCACGGUAAACCUCUCGGCCUCUAGUCCACAGUCCACGGAGCCCCCCAUGCUAGAUGGCAUGCCCCCUGGGGAAAGCAUGUCUACAGAUCUUGUCCACUUUGAUAUCCCCUCGAUCCACAUAGAGCUUGGGUCAACGCUCCGCCUGAGUCCCCUGGAGCACGUGCGGCGACACUCUGUGACUGACAAGAGGGACUCGGAGGAGGAGUCUGAGAGCACCGCCCUCUGACAUGGUACUGCCCAUCCUGACUCGCGUGUACAUACAUCACGGGCCCCAGGAACGCCGCCAGGAGCAGCGUCCGUGAGCUUGCCAAGUGUUCUCUGUUGGCUCUUUCCUGCCACUGCCAACACGAAGUUGGAGUUUGGCAGAAACUUGUGAUCUCCAGUCCGUGUGGUGAUGCUGGUGGUGCAGAUUUUGUUUGUUCCUUUCGGGUGGUGACUUCGGCCUUUUGUUUGACCUUUGCCUUUUGACUUUGUGCCUCUUUUGAUCCACUUUCAGCCUCCAUGCCAAGCGGGCACCCACCUCUCCACCCAAGGCUGGUCAGGAACGUCCUUUGCGGGGUCGGGGGUGGUGCGGGAGAGGCUUGCUUUGCCUGGUUAGACUCGAGGGCUCUUGUCAGGUCUUGCAGUAUCAGUUUAACAGCCACGGAAAGGAAGCAGGACAGUAGGCCCUUUCACCCACAACUGGACCAGGUCCAGGAUUCUAGCAGUCCUGGGCCACUGACCUUUGCCAGCUACUGGUUGUGGCUGGGGGGGGGGGGCUGCCACUGGAAAACCUUUCAGGCCACCCCCUUCAGUAGGCUCCAAAGUAAAUGACUGAAAACAAAAUUUGUUUCACUUCCUAAGUUUUCCUUUUUCCACUGUGUGACUGAAAGCUCCUAUUACAGUCAUUUUAUACUUCUGAAUCUGCAAAACAAUCCUGACAGUGUCUGGAGGGCCCAAAGGUGGCCUCCACGUCCCCAAAGAUUGGCUGUAUGAGAGUAAUUUUACCCCUCUAGGUACCUAAACGCACCCAGCUCACUGUCUGUGAGGUCCUAGAGCCUGUCUCUUCUUUCUGGAGGUUAAAACUGAAUAGCAAUAAUUACGUUACCCAAAGCAUGUGGAAGAAAGCAAAACCAGCCACGGAGACACCGGCCCACGGGCUCGGCCUGCGGCGUGGCCUGCUUUGCUCACCAGCGUCAGCCGCUCAUCCCUUCUCAUGAAGUCCCAUCCAGUCAUGGGGACGAGGGCCGGGAGGGCACCGGGGAGCCUCUUCACACCUGGGGAUUAGGGGAGUGAGAAAAGAUGUGGUCCAUGCAUGCAACUUCAAAGUUUAAAAUUUUAUCCUUUUAAAAUAGAUAUAAUAUACCUAUACAUGAUAUAAUAUUUGUAUAUAUGAAAUCUCUCUAUAUUUGUUUAAUUUGAGCCAUUCAAUCUAAACCAAUGUACAGGUGUACAAUGAAAAACUGAAAUGCUUAGUUAUUUUUCCCAACACGGUGUAAAGUCACACUUCUCCGAGUGGGACGUGCAGACUUUUGAUGUUACAGCUUUGCUCACUUCCUGGCAAGGGCAGUUCACGCCUCAAUUUGUAAUGGAGUCUGGGGUAAGGGUGGGGGUUGAAAGUUAUCUUUAAAUACAUGUACAAAUUGUUGUCAAAAGUAAUGUUAUUAAAAUAGAUUUAUUAUCCCUGA